CGUAUAUAUCUAAGACCGUGGUAUAUAUUGAACGUGUCCUAUCCACGUUCUUAUAUACCGUGGUCCUAUACAUUCUUAUCUAUGAAAAUAUUGUGGCUUUUGAAUAGAUAAUAAAGAAUAACUUUAUUAUCUAUGGGCUUCUGCCUCCCGAGUCCCGGCUCCACAUGCAUAAUUCCCGCCACCGGAAUUGAGAUUUGAGGCAUUAGUGUAUUAGUGGCUGUUGGCACUCGUCAUUCGGCAAUGGAUUUGUUGAGCAGACAAGGAUUGAGGACCGACGGUCGGAGGUCCGGUGAGUUGCGCAGGAUACGGUGCAAGAUGGGUGUAUUCAAUCAGCCGGACGGCAGCGCGUAUCUGGAACAGGGUAACACAAAAGUUGUCGCGGCCAUUUACGGACCACACGAGAUUCGAACCAAUCGGGCUAAAGCACCCAAUGACAGUGCGGUGAUCAACUGUCAGUAUAGUAUGGCCACGUUCAGUAGGAGCGAACGAAAGCGUCGACCGAGAGACAACAAAUCAGCUGAGCUUACGUUGCAUCUCAAACAAGCUAUGGCUACUGCAAUCAAAACCGAUCUUUAUCCUAAAUCUCAGAUUGAUAUUUUCGUACAGGUUUUACAAUCAGAUGGUGGAAAUUAUAGUGUAUGCGUUAAUGCAGCUACAUUAGCUCUGAUAGAUGCUGGAAUUGCCAUGGAAGAAUUUGUGAUCUCGUGUACAUCAAGUCUAGCUAAUGGAGAAACACCACUAGUGGACAUUAGUCAUCUCGAAGAGACAAUGGGUGGACCCAGUCUGACUGUAGCAAUAUUGCCAAUUUCUGGAAAGAUUGCUAUGUUAGAAACGUCACAAAGAAUUCACAUCAAUCAUUUAGAACCUGUAUUAACAGAAGCUGUUCGAGGAUGUCGCUACAUAUACGAGAAUUUGAAUAAAAUCAUAAAGAAACAUUAUGAAGAGAUAGGUGGUGCUUUAAAUUGGGGAACUGAGGAAUACAAUAUUUAACUUAAAAAUUCUUGACGUAAAAAUAGCAUUUAAAUACUUGACGUAUUGUUAUAUAUUUUUGUAUAAUUUAUAUUGCAUGUAAACUAUGUGUAUAAUACAUUAUUAAUUGUUUAUGACAAUAAUUAUUUUUUUUUCAAAAAAUUAAAUAUUUCUAUGCAAAACGUGUUAGGCA
Messenger RNA from Metopolophium dirhodum (rose-grain aphid), 1162 nucleotides. It is a transcript of the gene Ski6, whose product is annotated as exosome complex component RRP41. Gene Ontology annotation, biological process: rRNA catabolic process; U4 snRNA 3'-end processing; poly(A)-dependent snoRNA 3'-end processing. Gene Ontology annotation, cellular component: cytoplasmic exosome (RNase complex); nucleolus; nuclear exosome (RNase complex). The record is from RefSeq and is a predicted model, not a curated record. The coding region runs from base 241 to 990 and encodes 249 amino acids. The transcript is spliced from 5 exons. NCBI's taxonomy places the organism in Eukaryota, Metazoa, Arthropoda, Insecta, Hemiptera, Aphididae.